GACCCCGUUUUAUGAACUUUUUACUCCGAUAAAUCGAUAAAGAGGAAACAUUCUAGUUGUAAAGUGAGGUUAAUAUUGAAAAAUUUGGACGCGAUGAUAAAUUCGUAUGAUCUCCAGUCAUCGUUUCAUUCAAAAAUAUAGGACAUUGUACACGCGAAAUAUCUAUCGAGAUUAGAUACGUUUGAGAUGGAAUCGCUGACUAUAUUGUGACUAUAGAUCAAUGAUUGUGAGAAAAAUCAUCACAUUUUUAGUCCUCUAAUUAAACUUAAACCGGAUAAAAUGAUCCCUAUAAUAUUCAUAUUGCUCCUCGCCUCCUUCCAGUCACCUCCGACCACAGCCAAACCAACCGAUACCUUCGUAGAACUCACCAAACAGCCCUACUACGUAGACAAAACCGAACUACUGCACGUACUCAGCGAAUUCACCCACAACUACGAUUUCGUGGCAUGUCCCAAUCGUUUCUUGAAAACCAGCAAUUUGCACAUGAUCAAGAGCUUCUAUCAACUGGAAUUUGACGCACAAGGUAAUCGCAAAAAUUACACCGAGACAGAGACUUUUGCAUUCUUUAAGAAUUUCGAAAUCGCCAAUCAUUCGACGACUUUCUUGAAAAAUCGCAUGGCUAAUCAUCCCGUCAUGUUGAUCGAUUUGAAAUUCGACGUAUCCCAAGUGAAAACCAUACCGGAAGUUGACACUUUGCUAAAUACGAAGCUGAAAGAAGCUUUCAGCGAUUACUUCCAAGUGUUAUCUAAACAACCCACACCUUCGGGCGAAUUCGAGAUCACCAAAUUCGAGACAGAAUUUUUACAAAACAUGCAAAAAGGUACAGCUAAUCACUUCGAAUUGUCGUACGGUUUGUACAGACUGAGCAACGUUUUAUACAAAUACUUCAAACGUCGAGUCAUCAUCUUGAUCGACAAUUACGACUAUGCUGCUAACGAAGCUGUUCUCAACCAUCCCGAGCUUCUCGAUACCGACGGACCAGUGCAUUAUUUUUACUCGUCCAUCAAUAACAUGUUUCGUAAAACGUUCAAAGAGAACAGGAAGUUCAAAAAUUACGCUCUGAUGACCGGUAUAAGUGGCCGGAUCGAGUACGCGGACAAUGAAGUCAAAGAGAACCCAUUCUUAAACGAUCAUCUGUUCACUUCGUACUUCGGAUUCACCGAAUCGGAAAUCGAUGAUUUGCUCACCCGAUACAAGGCCUCUACUCGCGAAAUCAAAGACCUCAAGGCUUACUACGGUGCCUAUUUCAGUCGAACGAAGAAAAUUCGCCUUUAUAGUCCUUAUUCGAUCACGAAAUAUUUUUCAGAAGGUAGAUCAAAAUCGGUAGAUAAAGGUAAAAACCCACUCUUCGAACCCCACUGGGCCAAAACGGCGGAUCAAACGUUUAUCAAACAAGCCUUAAAAUCGGACUCUUUCCGCAGUAAAUUAGAUUCGAUGAUCGAUAGUGGAUUGAAAUGCGUCAAUGUAUCCAGCCAGUAUAGAUCGUCUCCAGCUCUGGACACGUUUGUGCGAACAAUUAACGAGAAAAGACCCUCUUUCAAAGGUGUCCAGCAAUUGGACGAGUCGUAUUUAUUCCAGUAUUUUUUCGAAACCGGAUAUCUGAGUUACGCUGAUGUAGAUCAAGGACAAGGCAUUAGCGUUUAUCGUAUUGUCAAUGCGGAAGUAAACAAUACGUUAAAGGAAGCUUUUCAACAAUUCAAGAGCUAGUUAUUUACCUCGUAGUAUUUUUCUGAAAGAAAAAAAUUGGUAUUUUUGUGAAAAUUUCGCCAUGGGAGCAGAUAUCAUCGAAGCUUGCGAAUUGCAGGAGAAAGCGAGUUGAAUUUUUUGAGUCAAUAACGUUAUCGAAAUUAUUUUGAUUUGAUUUUUGUAUUGGUUUAAUAUUUUUAAUACGAAACGGUACAUUAGCUAUAUUAUGGGUUUGAUAUGAUUAGCUCGACUCGAAUACCUUCCAUGAUUUUUACCAUCCCUUUUCCUCCUUCUACCUUUUUAAAAUUCAAUUAAGUACCAGUAUGGUUUGUAUCGUAAGUUUUAUUGCGAAUAAAUAUAAUUUUUUUGAAU
Molecule: messenger RNA, 2058 nt
Organism: Planococcus citri (citrus mealybug)
Lineage: Eukaryota; Metazoa; Arthropoda; Insecta; Hemiptera; Pseudococcidae
Exons: 2
Coding region: 280-1707 (475 amino acids)
Source: RefSeq, a predicted model, not a curated record